UCCUCUGCUAAACUGAGCGGAGCUUGCCAAAGAAGCACGUGAGCUGCUGGAUGGAGCUGGUUGCUGGUAGCUACGAGCAGGUCCUUUUUGGAUUCACUGUCCGCCCGGAUUCCGAGGCAAGCGGCGACCACGAGAAAUGGUCCCUGGUGGCUGACUUCACUCAUCAUGCUCACACUGCCUCCUUGUCAGCAGUGGCUGUAAAUAGUCGUUUUGUAGUCACUGGGAGUAAAGAUGAAACAAUUCACAUUUAUGACAUGAAAAAGAAGAUAGAGCAUGGGGCUCUAGUGCAUCACAAUGGUACAAUAACAUGCUUGAAAUUCUAUGGCAACAGACACUUAAUCAGUGGAGCAGAAGAUGGACUCAUCUGUGUCUGGGAUGCAAAGAAAUGGGAAUGCCUGAAGUCAAUUAAAGCUCACAAAGGACAUGUGACCUUCCUUUCUAUUCAUCCAUCUGGCAAGUUGGCCCUGUCUGUUGGUACAGAUAAGACAUUAAGAACAUGGAAUCUUGUUGAAGGAAGAUCAGCAUUCAUAAAAAACAUAAAACAAAAUGCUCACAUAGUGGAAUGGUCUCCCAGGGGAGAGAAAUACGUAGUCGUCAUACUAAAUAAAAUAGACAUCUAUCAGCUUGACACAGCAUCCGUCAGUGGCACCAUCACAAAUGAAAGGAGAAUUUCUUCUGUUACCUUUCUUUCAGAGUCUGUCCUUGCAGUGGCUGGAGAUGAAGAAGUUGUAAGGUUUAUUGACUGUAAUUCACUUGUGUGCCUCUGUGAAUUUAAGGCUCAUGAAAACAGGGUAAAAGACAUUUUCAGUUUUGAAAUUCCAGAGCAUCAUGUUAUUGUUACAGCAUCAAGUGAUGGUUUCAUCAAAAUGUGGAAGCUUAAGCAGGAUAAGAAAGUUCCUCCAUCCCUACUCUGUGAAGUCAACACUAGUGCCAGGCUGACAUGUCUUGGAGUGUGGCUAGACAGAGUGCCAGACACGAAAGAAAGCCUUCCUCCAGAUGGAGAGCCUUCUCCUGCAAGUAAAGAACAGUUCAAAAUCAGCGAAGAGGAAUCUGAUGACACAGCGCAGGAAGAAGAAAAACAGUCAAAACCUAAUGCAAAGAAAUGUGGUUUAACAGAUAACAGCAAUAAGCCAAGAAAAAGAAAUAGCCUGGUGUUAGCCAAGAAGAGGAAAUUGGUAGAAAAGUUAGAAAAGAAGAGGAAAAAGAAGAAAAUAUAAAUGAUGCAGUAAAUC
Messenger RNA from Otolemur garnettii (small-eared galago), 1232 nucleotides. RefSeq names its product p21-activated protein kinase-interacting protein 1. Lineage: Eukaryota; Metazoa; Chordata; Mammalia; Primates; Galagidae. Bases 51 to 1217 code for a protein of 388 amino acids. The transcript has a single exon. The record is from RefSeq and is a predicted model, not a curated record. Gene Ontology annotation, molecular function: protein binding.